This is a messenger RNA of Phyllopteryx taeniolatus (common seadragon), 4078 nucleotides long. RefSeq lists its product as uncharacterized. The record is from RefSeq and is a predicted model, not a curated record. Lineage: Eukaryota; Metazoa; Chordata; Actinopteri; Syngnathiformes; Syngnathidae. The coding region runs from base 676 to 3864 and encodes 1062 amino acids. The transcript is spliced from 4 exons.
UGGGAUUCUUCUUCUUAUUAUUUUUUUUUUUAAGUGUCUAUAAACACUGUGAGUUGAUAUGUUAGUAUAAACUAUGUUGUCAGUGAUAAUUCGAGUGUUUCUAUCGAACUUAUUCGUUAAACGAACACCAUAACACGUGCGUGUUGGUCAACUGGUGCACGGAGUUGCUGAGCCGGCACAUCGAGGAAGUCUGAGCCGCGAGGUCCGCCGUGAUUGCCGCGGUUGCACGGUGAGAUGUGUUGAAGGAGGCUUUUCUCCGCCAGUCCUUCGCGUGUUCGUUGAAUUUCGGGUGGUGAGAAUGUUGGUCAGAAUCAGAGACUGGAAAUGAACUUCUUUUCAGAUCUUUUAUUGCAGAAUAUUCUGGGCACAAAUGUUCUCCAGGCAAAAGCUGCAGCUGCCCAAAUGAGCUCAAAUGUGCGCUUUUUCAGCGUUCAGUGCGAGAUUAUAUGCAGUGUUCAGGGCGGUGUUUAAAGCUUGAGCAGGGCGGAUCCAAGGUCGCAGCAAUAUCUCUUCUUGGCACAAAACAUCCUGUUCUGCGGCUGACAUGUAGUUUCACAGUUACACAAUUAUCAGAACAUUUUGCUACUGAGGUUAGGUUGCACAACAUAACAGUGCACAAAUAAGUCUAUGUAUGAAUGAUCAUGGCAUCAGUAUAUCGCGUGCGAAGGCCUUCAGAUGCUUGCCGGGACGUUGGCUCCAGCUGAGGACACAAUGCAGGCCUCAGCAGACAGAAUGUGGAACUAUUCCGGCGCACAGAACGUGUGCCCUUACCAGACAUGUGGUGGUGACAAUUGGCCAACCACAUUUCCUGGUCAGGACGGCAGAGGCUACCAGAAUGUGUCGCAUGUCUCUCAGACCAACUUCUCCACUGGUCCACAAGGUGCAAACAAUGGACACCACUUUGUCUCCUCUAGAGUUUGUCAUUACAACAUGGGGCAGGAGUCGUCGACGUGGAGCACAGAACCCACUUCCUGCGCCCAGAGAGACAUGCCGGCCUACCAGAACCUGCUCCCUACCUCGUGGGGCCCAUCAGGAGUGGGCCACGGCCACGGUGUUGUACCUGAACACCACAUGCACAGUAGUGGAGUCUACCAGAAACUGCCACCGCCAUAUCCACACAACAGCGUCCCAACACGUGGGCAGUUUUUUUCCGGCGCCACCACCAAUCGGACACCUCGGCAACAGCCGGACACGAGGGUCACAUUAUUAAACGCGUUGGAGUUGCGCGCCAGCAAGAUUGUCCAAAAAGUUCCAGAAAUGAAAUGGCAGAUUAUACGCCAUCGCACUCAAAAAAGUAUAGCGAUGAAAGCAAGGGCACAAGCAAGGAUGCCAGAGAGGAUACCAGAAAGUCUGCCGGUGAGGACACCGGUGAGGAUGCCAACGAGGGUGCACGUCAGACAAUACUGUCAGUCUUCAUCACUUCAUGCAGUGCGGGCACCAAAGCCACCAGAGCCGGAAGCAGUGCGUGUUCCCGGAGAGUUGUCACAGCUAAGCAAACCAGACAGCAGAAGCCGCUGCCAGAACCAGACGCCAAUGGUUGAUGUUGCACAGAUGCAAAACCCUGAAGCACUUGAACUCCCCACCACCAACCCCUCGUCACCCAGUUGCUCAGCUCUGCGAACAGUUGCCGUCAUGCAGCCUGUUUCAGGGGAAUGUCUGGAGCUCGCUGGCCUGCUUUCAGCAAGUGCACGUGGUGCUUCUGGCCAGAAGGACCCGUUAGCAGGUGAUACAGGGGGUCAGGGGAAACGGCAGGACCACAAUGCUCCACCACCUCUUCAGCCAGAAGAGCAUAAGAUUCAAAGUCAGAGACCAGCCAGUGUUAGACUCCAGUCUCUUUUGACACGGAUGUGGACUCAAGCAGAUUUAGCGGUACUCCUCAGAGACUACCAUCAAGCCCAGAUUAACUCUCCUGAGUCUUCUGUCCUAUUUAAUUCUGAAUAUAUAAUCAACAUGUUCUGGAAAGAUCCCCAAAUAUUGCUGAAUAAACUCUGCACAGGCUGGUACGAGGACGUCAUGAACGAAGCUUAUAUGUUUUGUGAUGAGCACUUGGCACCAGACACUCUAGUGCUGACAGAAGCCAAGUGUGACUUGAACAUUUGUAGCCUUCAGGUGCUGCAAGACGGUGAGGUCUACUCCGAAAUGCCAUACUCAUCAUUCUGGCGGAACAUCAACCAACAGCUCGAUGACAUCGAUAAGGAGUUCGGCUUUGAGAGGAACUUCCUGCAUCCUGCACGACUACCAGAAGCGCUUACGCCAUCGGGACCUGCGGGAGCUGAGGCUCCUUUGCCAGAGGCCAUAUCCACCUCCUUGGAAGACAAACAACAAGAAAAGAAACAAGGAGUACAAGAAUUGGAACAGGCACAUGAUGAGCCGGAGAUAGACUCUGCUACGUCUGUAUCUCCCGGUGAUGACCCAGAUGACGUGUACUCAUUUGUCAUCCAAGUUUUGCCCCAAGAGGAGGCCAAAGCCAUCUAUGAGAGCAUACAUCACGCAGAAGAAGCUCCUGUCAAGGGGGACCUGAAAGGCUCCGUGGAGCCUGAAAUGAGCGUCGACAAAGGGGACUCCGAACGAGGGGAGGAGGAUCAGGUUGAAGCAGAGUUGGAGUCUCUCUUUGAACACUGGGAUGAAAUCCUUUUUGCAAAAAAACGAGAGGCGCUGCAGAACGAUCUUGAAGACGUGGCGGCAGAAAUAAGGUGUGGGGAUCGUGAUGUCUCACUCAGUAGGCAUGCAGGCAACCAAUCGAUGGAUUCCAAUCAAUCCCAGGACGCAUCGCCAUUGAUGGAACAAAAGGAAGAUGACGAGAGAGAGAUUUUUGCCCAACAGAAGCAAGAACAAGUAGUUGACCAAGAGUCGGGAAAGGUUACCCAACAAGUUGACGACCACGCAAUGGCAAAUAUCUCCCAACUAGAUGACCAAGAGACAAGAAAGGUUGCCCAGAAUAAAGACCAAGAGAUGGCAUAUGUCUGCCAACAAGAAGAUAACGGAGAGUUAGCAAAUGUGUCCCAACAAGAUGAUGACCAAGAGAUGGGAAGGUUUACCCAAAAAGAUGCCCAAGACAUGGCAAAGGUCUCCCAACAAGAUGAUGACCAAGAAAUGGAAAAUGUCUCCCAGCCAGUCUUAGUUUUACCAUCCCAAGUUUCUUGUCCGACUGAAAUGUGGACAUUCGGGACUCGUCACCGUGUGGAAGUGAUCGCAACCAAACCAUUCCCAGGCGAGAGGCCGCUCUGCCUUGCUGCCAAACGUUUAGCGGCCGCGAAGAAAAAACGAAAGAGAGUCAAGCAUUCUGGUAUCAGCAUUCCGUGCCUAAAGAAGCUGAAAACCAAACCUCUUCGCAAGAAUGUAAGCAAACGUAACAAAGAAGCGUCGCCGGCAAAGCGCAAGCUGCCUGUGGAGCUGGUGCUCUUUGGCUCGGCCGGACGCAAACGUCACCACACUCUGGCCCAUCGCGCGCCAGACAUUCUGACCGUGAGUUCCAAAUGCAGGAGUCCGAUCAAACAGAAGAUCUACGAGCAGUGGCGUCUACCUCCGACCAGGAUUGACGGCAAAACCAAACUCCAAUUCCCGAGGCACUCCGUGGACGAGCCCGGGCAAGAGUCGCCUUUGCCCACUAUAACAUUCAGGAACAACAAAGGCAAAAUCUCACUGAGCCUGAACAAAAGGUCCAUCCUGGAUGGACCCGAUAGGGACGCCAGUUCCCUCGACCCAGCUGCUGACAGAAUGCUGACCACCACCGGCUAUCAUCGCGACAAAUUAAAGCAGGCAACUGAAAGACUACCCUGGGACCACCACCUUCGCCAUGGUUACCAUGGGAACCUUUGGUGGAACAACAGCGGCCGCCAUGGCACAGGGAUCAAGUUGACGUGAUCCAGGGAGCCGUCGGGAAAGUUUUUAGUUUUUCCUCUGAAGACGACAAAAUCAGACGAGCGCUGAUCUUCCUCCUCUUGACGUUUACUAUGACACAACCACACUAAAGAGAAUAUUCUGGAAUGUUUUUUUGGUGACCUCGUGAUGACAUCAUAUUUGUACCUACAAAGUUUAUUUUUUUUUUAGCUUUGAAUUAAAGUCCAUUUUCCAUGAA